Molecule: messenger RNA, 3855 nt
Organism: Quercus robur (English oak)
Lineage: Eukaryota; Viridiplantae; Streptophyta; Magnoliopsida; Fagales; Fagaceae
Exons: 3
Coding region: 1-3855 (1284 amino acids)
Molecular function (GO): RNA-DNA hybrid ribonuclease activity; nucleic acid binding
Source: RefSeq, a predicted model, not a curated record
AUGAGCAUCAUUGUCUGGAACUGCCGCGGGCUUGGGAACCCGCGGACAGGAACAAAGCUUGAAGUAGUGAUUCGAGCAAAAGACCCCUCCAUCCUAGGUGGAGGUCUAGCACUCUUUUGGCGAAACUCAGUAGACUUGCAUGUCGAUUAUUGCUCGCCAAAUCAUAUAGAUUCCAUCAUCAACAAAGGGAAGGAGGAAGCAUGGCGUUUCACAGGCUUUUAUGGUGAACCAGUGACGCAUAAACGGAUUGAUUCGUGGAACAAGCUUCGACAACUUCACAGAAAGUAUAAUAUCCCUUGGCUGUGCGCCGGGGAUUUCAAUGAGAUCAUGAGAAGCUCUGAAAAAUUGGGAGGAAGCAGCAGGAACCAAUCACAGAUGCAACUAUUUCGAGAUGUAGCAGAUGAGUGUGGCUUUAUUGACCUUGGUUUUUCAGGGCCUUGGUACACAUGGCAAAAACAUUUUUCAGCAGGUCAUUCAUUAUGGGAAAGACUUGAUCGGGCCUUGGCUACUAACGAUUGGCUUUUAAGAUUUGCAGAAGUUGUAGAAGCCAGUUGGGAAGAAAGGGGAGUGGAUGAUCCAGCAACAAAAGUCAUUAGAAAAAUUGAAAGGUGUGGCCGAGAACUAAAAAGAUGGGAAAGGGACCACUUCGGCAACAUUAGAAAUACCUUGAAGAAAAAGAGGAAAGAGCUGACUGAAGCUAAGAAGGAGGCGAUGUGCACUGGACAAAACUUCAAAAUUCAGAGAUUAAAGCAUGAGAUUACAGAAUUGAUGGACAAGGAAAAUAGGCUAUGGCUCCAAAGAUCAAAGGUGCUAUGGGCUACUCAGAGUGACCGAAACUCAAAGUAUUUUUACAGCCGGGCUACCCAACGAAGGCGGAAAAAUACCAUCCAGAAGCUUCGGUCCACUAAUGGGCAAUGGAGUUCAAGCAAUGAUGAGGUAACCGAGAUACUCAUUGGCUAUUUCCAAGACUUAUACACAUCUGCAAAUCAGGUUUCAUGUGAUGCAGCCACAGAGUCUAUUGAGAAGGUGAUCAAUUCAAACUUGAACAAUCAGUUGGCGCAAGAAUUUACUACAUGGGAAGUUCAGAAAGCAAUUAAAGAAAUGGCACCUCUCAAAGCCCCUGGCCCAGACGGAAUGCCUCCUUUGUUUUACCAACACUACUGGGGUACAAUUGGUAAUGACGUUACUCAAUCUGUAUUACAUUUUCUUAAUUCUGCUUGCCUUCCUGAUAAUCUCAACCACACUUUUAUUACACUCAUCCCAAAAAUUAACUCCCCUGAAUAUGCUUCUGAUUUUAGACCCAUCAGCCUUUGUAAUGUUUUAUACAAAAUAUUUUCAAAGGUAUUGGCAAAUAGAAUAAAGAAAAUUCUCCCAAUGAUCAUCUCUGAGCAUCAAAGUGCUUUUACAAAAAGCAGAUUAAUUUCUGAUAAUAUUCUAGUUGCUUUUGAAUCUCUCCAUAGUAUGCAGAAGCAUGUGGGCAAGGAAGACUAUAUGGCUAUCAAAUUAGACAUGAGCAAAGCAUUUGACAAGGUGGAAUGGUCGUACCUUGAAUCAGUCAUGAGAAGAGUGGGAUUUACUGAAAGAUGGAUUAAACUUAUGAUGCUUUGUGUCAAGACGGUCUCUUAUUCCAUCUUGGUGAGUGGAGAGCCAAAAGGGAUGAUAAAACCUACUCGUGGUAUCCGUCAAGGAGAUCCACUGUCACCAUUCCUUUUUUUGCUAUGCACGGAAGGCUUAAACGACCUCAUCACUAAGGCGGAGGAGAAAGGUGAUAUUAAGGGUUAUGCCCUAUGCAGAAAUAGCCCAAGACUAACCCAUCUCUUUUUUGCAGAUGAUAGUCUGUUAUUUUGUAGGGCAACAAUCCAGGAAUGCCAACAAGUUCUGGAUAUACUUGAACUUUAUGGAAGAUGUUCGGGUCAACAAAUCAAUAAAGCAAAAACUACCAUCUUUUUCAGCAGGUCCACAUCCGAGGAAGUCAAAAAUCAGAUCAAAUCUGCCUUGGAAGUACCAGAAAUCCUACAAUACGAGAAGUAUUUGGGAUUACCAUCUUUGGUGGGAAAAAACAAAAAGGCUAGCUUCAACUACAUUAAGGAGAGAGUAUGGAAAAAACUUCAAGGGUGGAAAGAAAAGCUUUUGUCUCAAGCGGGAAGAGAGAUCCUUAUCAAGGCUGUGGUUCAAGCAAUACCAACCUACACAAUGAGUUGCUUCAAGCUUCCUUUAGGACUUUGUGGAGAUAUUGAGAGUCUCAUAAGAAAGUUUUGGUGGGGCCAAAAAGGUGACAGAAGAAAAGUUCAUUGGGUCAAGUGGGUCACCCUUUGCAAACCAAAAUUGGAAGGGGGUAUGGGUUUCAAAGACUUGGCAAACUUCAAUGAUGCCCUUUUAGCAAAACAAGCAUGGCGAUUACUUCACCAAAAAAACUCUCUUCUUUAUAGGGUUUUUAAGGCAAGGUUUUUUCCAAAUUGCUCUAUCCUAGAAGCUUCCUACUCAAGUUCGGGGUCUUAUGCUUGGCAUAGCAUACUAAAAGGAAGGGAUUUAUUAUUGAAGGGAGCAAGGUGGAGAGUGGGAUGUGGAGAUGCUAUUAGUGUGUGGAACGAUGCUUGGUUGCCUUCUAAAACCCAUCCGAGAAUUGAAUCACAAGUGGUAAGUGGUUUUGAGGAGAUGAAAGUCUCUGCACUCAUAGAUCCAAUCACAAAGAAAUGGGAUCAUAAUAUGUUGAAUGGACUCUUCACCCCAUUGGAAACAGAAUUGAUUUUAAGUAUUCCAUUGUGUCAAAAUACGGUGGAGGAUACAGUUGUGUGGCCGUUCACUCCAUCAGGAACUUAUACAGUAAGAUCGGGUACAAGGUUCCUCACAGCAGACCAUGCACCAAUCCCACAAGACGUUCCUGUACAGCCAGAUAAGGAAGUAUGGAAAUUAAUCUGGAGUCUCAAUGUGCAAAACAAAGUCCGAAACUUCCUUUGGAGGACCUGCCAUAAUGCUUUACCGGUGAAACAAAAUCUGAAGCGAAGGCAUAUCAUAAACGAAGAUGUCUGCGAACUGUGCAAACAAGAGACCGAAUCGGUUUUCCAUGCACUCUGGAGCUGCACACAACUUACACAGGUGUGGGGUUCUUUAUCAACCUUUUCGUUCAGGCAGAUAAAGGUGUUUUCUUCCAUACAAGAAGUGCUUCUGUACACGGACAAAGAAAAGAAAAAUCCAGAACUGUUGGCAUCAGUAAUGUGGACUAUUUGGCAUCGCAGAAACCAGGUCCGCACCUCUCCAAAGGACUUUCCACUAGCACAGGUCGCCCCAACAGCUACUCAAGCUUUGGAAGUCUUUCAACAAGCUAACUUAGAUGCAGCCGCACUCUAUAGAGACCCUCAUCGUUCGCGGGAUUGUUGGUCACCACCGGCAGAUGGAGAGAUCAAAAUUAAUUUUGAUGGAGCCCAAUUCAGAGAUAUGGGCAAAGCGGGAUUGGGUGUUGUUAUCCGAAACAGCAGAGGACAAGCUCUGGCUUCUCUCUCGGAGCAAGCAAACCUUCCAUACUCUUCAGACAUUACAGAAGCUUUGGCUGCUGCCAGAGCUAUUUCUUUUGCACGGGGACUCGGCUUCACUUCAUUCAUUUUAGAGGGAGACUCCGCAAAUAUUAUUAAAACACUAAAGUCUGAAGAAGCAUCUCUAUCCUCCUUUGGACAUAUUCUUAGUUCAGCAAAAUCCAUGAUGGCAGAUGGCAAUAUUAGAUUCUCUCAUGUGGGUCGUAUGGGUAAUAUGGUAGCACAUAAACUAGCUCAACAUGCUAGACAUGUUAGGGGAUUUUUGGUAUGGACGGAAAAUGUCCCUCCACACCUUUCUCAUGUACUUGGUGCCGAUCACGGCUGA